AUGAACGCCUUCCGCUCUCUCCUCGUCGCCAUCCUAGUGAUGGGUGGGACCGCCUACCGGAAGCUCAAUAUUCCGGAUUAUGUGGUCCCUGGAACAUGUCCUACAAUCAAUGAGAAACAGCUCUGGGAAAUGCAAAAGCCCAGACUUUUCCAGAUGGGAGGGAUAUGGUACCAGAUUGCUAACACUCCUAUGGAAUUUCAGCCCAUCGAUAAAUGUUUGCAGGUCAAAUACACCUGGGACGGAGAGGGCUUUACCACGGCUGCCAUGGGUCUCUCGAGAGAUGGGGUCACCAUGAAGAACGAGGGAAGGCUGUAUCCUAUGCCUUACGACGAGCCACGACUAGAGAUCACUGCGGAGCAUUCCAUUCCAGCGCCGCUGGUCAUCCUGGACACCGACUUCUACAACUACGCCUGCCUCUAUUCCUGCAUGGAAAUGGGUGGCAGGUAUAUAACCGACAUGGGCUUCGUCUACUCUCGCAAGCCGCAACUGCACCAGGCCUACCAGGGGACGUGCGACGAGGCCUUCAGGAAGGCUGGUGUGGACCUCAAGCGGUUCGUCAAGACCUACCAAGGAGACACUUGCACAUAUUCAGAAGGAAGAGUUGAUGGACAGCUGUCGUGGGCUUAA
Messenger RNA from Macrobrachium nipponense, 627 nucleotides. Its product is annotated as crustacyanin-C1 subunit-like. Gene Ontology annotation, molecular function: pigment binding. Gene Ontology annotation, biological process: response to reactive oxygen species; lipid metabolic process. The transcript has 4 exons. The record is from RefSeq and is a predicted model, not a curated record. The coding region runs from base 1 to 627 and encodes 208 amino acids. NCBI's taxonomy places the organism in Eukaryota, Metazoa, Arthropoda, Malacostraca, Decapoda, Palaemonidae. Gene Ontology annotation, cellular component: cytoplasm.